Molecule: messenger RNA, 674 nt
Organism: Nematostella vectensis (starlet sea anemone)
Lineage: Eukaryota; Metazoa; Cnidaria; Anthozoa; Actiniaria; Edwardsiidae
Exons: 3
Coding region: 13-525 (170 amino acids)
Source: RefSeq, a predicted model, not a curated record
GCACAACACUGUAUGAUAAGUUGCAAAACUAGAAACGGGAAAGGAUGCAUUGGUCGACUUUACCAGCUUUCCGAGGAGCUUAGUCGUGUCGCUAAGUUGCCGGUAGGUUCGCAUGUUUGCCGGCGACAUUGGGAUACGUUACGAAGAAGCAACUUGCGCUGCUCAUGUCCCAUGCACGAUAAACAACUGCCCUCACGUCUGAACAAGCAACCUAUUCCAAGUCGUUUUUAUCCGGUAUUUGACGAGAUUGGGCUAACAGUGGCAGGAUACCAGCCUGGUACUCGGUGGUGUUACCGGUGCAAGUUGCUCGCCUAUAAGAAAUUUGAAAGCCGUCCUCAAACAAGUAGAAAACCAGUCGAGGAAAAAGCAAAUAGUAGUACAUCCGCCAUCGGCACAGAACAACAACUACAAAAGAUAUUUCAGUUUACGGGAUCCCCUAUUCUACACCUCCAUGAAAUUUUGCAAGAUAUAUCUAUGUCAGCACCUACCAUAUCCCAACUGGAUCAAACAAAGCAACAAUUUUGAAGGCUGUUUUCAAGACUUAAAGCUCUAGCAGACAUAUGUGAUAUUCAUCUCCUGGAAACAUGGAAAGAGCUGCAAACUCCCCUAGGUACCAUCAAAAUUGCCCCAAAUGGCAACGUGUUAAUGGAUAGUCAAGUAUGGGACCAAAUAAA